Molecule: messenger RNA, 722 nt
Organism: Myiozetetes cayanensis
Lineage: Eukaryota; Metazoa; Chordata; Aves; Passeriformes; Tyrannidae
Product: tumor necrosis factor receptor superfamily member 13C-like
Exons: 3
Coding region: 1-627 (208 amino acids)
Biological process (GO): B cell costimulation; positive regulation of T cell proliferation; tumor necrosis factor-mediated signaling pathway
Cellular component (GO): external side of plasma membrane
Molecular function (GO): signaling receptor activity
Source: RefSeq, a predicted model, not a curated record
AUGCAGGAGCUGGGCUCUCGCUCCCAUUCGCCCAUGUCCUCAUCAGGAAAAGCUGCCAUUGCCUCCUCCUGCCUCUCCUUCGAGUGCUUCGACUCCCUGACCAAGGCAUGCAUCAAGUGCUCCGAGUUGUACAAGGACAACACAACAGAGCCCACCCUGGCACCCACCCUGACCAACACUUUCCUGAUCUUCGGGGUCCCACUGGCAGUGGGGUUCAUCCUGAUUCUGGCUGCCCUCUGUGGCUUCCUGGCCUGCAAGGUGGGAAAGUGGAGGAGGAAGAGGAAGGCAGCAGAUGAAGAGGACAAAGCAAACAUGGACACUGCCAGCCCUCUGCCCAGCCAAGACCCCGCCAUGCCAGAGAGAGAUGAUGCCCUGGACCCAGACCCGUGCCCGCAUCUUGAUGCAGGCCCCAGCCUGAAGAUGCUGGGGCCACCCAGGAAAGCUAGGGCAAAACAGAGGCCAUGCUGCCAGGGCAAUGCUGAUGGUGACAUCAUUCUGCUCUCCACUGUGUACCCCCGGCAUGAGGAAUGCAACCACAGCUUCCCGCUGCCUGCCACUGAGCUGGGGGCCACAGCCCUGGUCACCACCAAAACCACCCAGAACUGUGCCAGAGAGGAGCGAGUCUGAGGGAGGGGAAAUGGGGCUGGAGCGUUCUGGCUGCUCCCUGUGGACACCCACAGCCUGUUCCUGGCAUGAGCAAAGCCUUCUGUGGGCAUGAGCUU